AGAGCGGAAGUGCUGCUGUAUAAUUGAUGUGUUUUGACGCUUUGCCUGCGGAGAACAGCAGCGGGGGAAACAGGCGGACUGCGGGAGGAGGAACUGUUCCAUAACACAGUACAAAAUGGGUGUCGAAAUCGAGACAAUAACCCCAGGCGACGGAAGGACUUUCCCCAAAAAAGGACAGACGUGCGUGGUGCAUUAUGUAGGCUCCCUGACAGAUGGACGAAAGUUUGAUUCAUCCCGUGAUAGGGACAAGCCUUUCAAGUUCAAGAUUGGCAAGCAAGAAGUGAUCCGAGGCUGGGAAGAAGGCAUUGUGCAGAUGAGUGUUGGUCAGAGAGCCAAGCUGACUUGCUCGUCUGACUACGGCUAUGGUAUGAAAGGCCACCCAGGCGUUAUCCCCCCUAACGCCACCCUCAUCUUUGACGUUGAGCUUCUCAGUUUGGAAUGAGACAAAUUCACAGCCAACGUUUUGUUUGGUGUAACUUCCUACCCAGGUGGCUUGGAGAGAAACUAGGACAGUCUGCACUUGAUUCUAUAAGAGGCUUGAUUUUCUUUUUUCCCAUAUUUUACGGUUGUCAUUACAUGAAACUAUGACAUUUUGUCUCAGUGACUCAGUUAUAUAUAUUUUCCAUUGUAUUCUUUCUCUAAAACUAUGGCCCAUAACCUUACAAACCUCUAUGUUCUUAAUCUUGAAUUUGUUGAACUGUGUUUUGUGUUUUUUGAAAUGUUGGUUGUGCAUGGUUAUGCUGAGAAGUAUAAAAUACCAAUGAACCACUAGCAGCGACAUUCAUCUUUUGAAAUUCAAUGCAUACAGGUAUUAUAUUUUUGAGGGCUAGUGCUUAUAAUGUUAUAGAAAAAAGUAAAAACAAAGAAAAGCACACAUUUGUGUUUAAUCCCUGCAACUGAAAACUCGUAUAAAUUAAAUGAGUUUCGAUUAGAGAGCUGUUGAAUUCAGUGCAUACAGGUAUUAUACAGUGUAGUGAAAUAACCUUGAUGUUAAAUUUGCCUCUUCCUUCAUAGCACUUCUGUGUUUGUUUUUUUUUAAUUAAAAUUAUCUGACUAAUGAAGUGCGAUUGACACAGUAGUAGGUAGUUCUAAUGUGUGCCUAAUUAUGUUCACCAUACAUAUGGCUACUACCUUACCCUGUCUGCAUGUUCACAGCCCGACGGGACCCUUACUGUGUACAUGUUGGGAGCUUUGCAUCUGAUUUGCAUUAUUACUGCCUUUUUUUGUUUUUCUCGCCAAGUCUUUAAACCCCAUUUAAAGCCAUGCACAGGUUUGAUCAAAGCAAACAAAGACUCUUUGGUGAUGCACAUCAACUUAAAAUUUCACGAUUUUUCAUCAAAAAUAAGGAAAUGCUUGAAAUUUACAAAAGUGGGCUGAGGAUUCAAUGGAAUUGUGACCUCCCCAAUACUAUUUUGUGUAACAACUUCAAUUAUGUAUUUUUCAGAUGCCAAGUUUCUAUCUUGAAUCAACGAAGCUAAUAUGUUAUAUGACCUGCAUUAUGAUGAUUUUUUUAAAACUCUGUGUCAGUGAAGUACCACGCUGCCUAACUGAAGUUUGUGUUGUUGAGAUGAUGCGGACACAGGUACUCGAGUGGUUUUGUAUCUCAGAUAAAUAGUUUUAAAUGGAGUUUAAAUGAAGACAAGGAAUAAAGUGGCUUGCUGUCAGAUGUUACACAUUGGCGUGACAGCAGCCCACCACCGUACUGUGUAGUUACUAUGUGCUGAUACGUUACUGUAUGCAGGCUAAACCAAUGAUGAUAUAUUUAAAAUAAAUGAAGUGCCCUCCA
Molecule: messenger RNA, 1786 nt
Organism: Thalassophryne amazonica
Lineage: Eukaryota; Metazoa; Chordata; Actinopteri; Batrachoidiformes; Batrachoididae
Gene: fkbp1ab
Product: FKBP prolyl isomerase 1Ab
Exons: 5
Coding region: 116-442 (108 amino acids)
Molecular function (GO): peptidyl-prolyl cis-trans isomerase activity
Source: RefSeq, a predicted model, not a curated record